Molecule: messenger RNA, 3100 nt
Organism: Myzus persicae (green peach aphid)
Lineage: Eukaryota; Metazoa; Arthropoda; Insecta; Hemiptera; Aphididae
Product: piwi-like protein Ago3
Exons: 17
Coding region: 1-2553 (850 amino acids)
Biological process (GO): regulatory ncRNA-mediated gene silencing
Cellular component (GO): P granule
Molecular function (GO): protein binding; piRNA binding
Source: RefSeq, a predicted model, not a curated record
AUGACUGAACAACAGGCCAGGUUAGCUAAUAUUGCUCCAAGAAUUGACUCUCAAAAAUUGUGUGACAACAUAACAACGACAUUUUCAAACAUUGAUCUGGGGAAUUUAAAAGAUAUUGUGUGUCCAACCAUUAGUCCAGAGCAUAAAAAAGCUGAAGUAUCUAAAUUACUUCCGAAGCAAUCACAAGAACAAAUUGUAGGUAUUCCAGCAGCAAAAGAAGAAAAGUCUCCAAUUAUAUGUAGAGACUUAAAAGGCCCAAGUCCUAAAAAAUCAACUACUUACCAAAUGACUCAACUAUCAUCAAAUUACAUAGGAAUUAAAUUGCAAGAAGACAAAGGAAUGUACGAAUAUAGAGUUGAUUUCAAUCCUCCAAUUGAUGACAAAUCUGCCAGGGUUUUUUUGAUAAAUGAACAUAAAGAUUUAUUACCUGUAAGAAUAUUUGAUGGAACAUUACUUUAUGUACCAAAAAUGCUACCGCAAAAUGUAACGACAUUAGUAGGACAAUUAAGAGAUGAAUCUGUGACUUUAACAAUAACUUAUAAGUGUAAAAAUACUUUGAGUGAGUGUAUGCAUUUUUAUAAUGUUUUUUUACGUUCAAUAAUGAAGAUGCUUGGUCUAGUAGAAUUUGGUAGAAGUUGUUAUGAUCAAUAUAAAAGGAUUCUUAUUCCUGAAUUCAAACUUGAAGUUUGGCCAGGAUUUAUAACUUCUAUUGACGAGUUUGAAAACGGUCUCUAUAUGUGUGCAGAUGUAACACACAGGGUUUUACGGGUAGAACCUGUUAUUCAAAUAAUGAUGGAAAUUAUGAUGAAUUCAAAAAACAACAAUAAAGAUGGCAAACAAGAAAUUAUGGCUGCAUUAUGUGGUUCUACAGUAAUUACACAUUAUACUCGUAAAACAUACAGAAUUGAUGAUAUAGACUUUACAAUGAAUCCUCUAUCAACUUUUGUCCGAAAUGAUUCUGAAGUGUCAUAUAAAGAUUAUUAUAAAACAACAUAUAAUAUUGAAAUAUUGGAUCUAAUGCAGCCUAUGAUCAUAACAAAAUCAAAAAAAAAAAACAUCAAAAUCAUUUUUAAUUUACAGGAUUCAGAUAUUUGUUGCUUAGUUCCUGAACUUUGUUAUUUAACUGGGCUUACUGAAGCAAUGAAAACAAAUUGGAAAUUGAUGAAGGUGCUUCAAACCCUUACUUUGGUUACACCAGAAGUGCGGCAAAAUGCUAUAAUUGAAUUGGUUAAUCGUAUAAAUGCUCACGAAGGGGCUAGCAAGAAAUGUAAAGAAUGGGGUCUUAUGAUGAGUCCAAUCCCUGUCAAAAUAGAAGGCCCUGUUUAUAAAAAAGAAAUUAUAGAGUUGGGAAAUGGCAUCAAAAAAACAGUUGGAAUAAACAUGGACUGGGGAAUGGAUGUAGCAAAAAAUGCUAUGUUUGUUUCUGUGAAUUUGUUAAAUUGGGCCAUUAUGUACAAUCCAAAAGAUGAACCAACAGCUAAAUCAUUUUGCAACCAAUUGGCUGCAUGCGGCUAUCAUCUUGGUAUGAAAAUAAAUACCCCAAAAACAAUUAUAGUUCAGGGAUCACAUCCAGAAGUUUUUGUUAGUGCCAUAAACAAUACAGUGAAGAAUAAUUUAGGAAUACAAUUUGUUGUUAUUAUAUUUCCAAAUCAUAGAGAAGACCGAUAUAAUGCUGUCAAACGGAUUUGUUGUUCAGUAAUCGGAAUUCCAUCUCAAAUAAUCAUCUCAAAGACAUUAUGUAAGCCAGAGCGGUUAAAAUCAAUUACUCAGAAGAUUGCUUUACAAAUUAAUUGUAAAUUAGGAGGUGCUUGUUGGUCUAUUUCAAUCCCAUUGAUAAAUACUAUGAUAGUUGGAAUAGAUGCAUAUCAUGAAAAAGGUAAGCAAAUGAGUAGUGUUGUUGGUUUUGUAGCUUCAAUGGACAAGAAUUUUACCCAAUGGUAUUCAGUCGCAGCAAUGCAAAAGAGUACUCAUCAAGAACUUAUGAAAUCGGUUCAAAAUGCUUUCCAUAAAGUGAUGACUCAAUUUAAAGCAAAAAAUGGGUUGUUGCCUGAUAGAAUAAUUAUAUAUAGAGAUGGUGUAUCUGAUGGGGAUUUAAAAUAUGUGGAAGAAAUUGAACUAUCAGAUUUAAUUGAAUCUUUCAAAAACUAUCCAGGAAAUUAUAAUCCUAAAGUUACUUUAAUAAUUGUUCAGAAACGCAUUAACACUAGAGUUUUUAAGUAUGAAGAUGGAAAAUAUUCAAAUCCAUGUUCUGGAACUGUUAUUGAUAAUACUGUAACUAGAAGAAAUUAUUUCGAUUUUUUCUUGGUCUCUCAACAUGUUCGCCAGGGUACUGUUAGUCCUACCCAUUAUAUUGUUCUAAAAAAUGGAUGUAAUUUAAGUGCUGAAAAUCUUCAAAGAUUAUCCUACAAAUUGUGUCACUUGUAUUAUAAUUGGUGUGGUACAGUUAAGGUUCCUGCUCCUGUUCAAUAUGCACAUAAGCUGGCAUACCUUAUAGGGCAAAAUGUUAGACAAAUGCCAAGUGAUGGUUUAUGCAACUCUCUAUUUUACCUUUAAAGAACAAGUACAAUUUUGGACAACCAGGGUGGUCUUUUCCGUUUGACUAUUACCACAGAACAAUACUAUUACUGAAAUGGAACAACAAUAACAAUUAUUUUUAAAUUUUUUAGGUGAUAAUUUCAUUGAUAUUAAACAAAUGAAUUCCACAUUGAUCCAAAAUCGUGAAGUUAAGGUAGAAAAUAAUAUAUAAAAUUAUUAUCAUUGAAUUUCUCCAUCAUAUGGACACUUCUGAAACAAUUACUGCAUUCUUAAACCUAAUCUGCCCAAUUAACAAAUGGCAACCAAAAAAUAAAUAAAGUACCAAUUUCUAUUAAAAGAUUAAAAAAGCUGCACGGAAAAACAAAAAAAAAUUUUUUGUGUCAUAAUGAAUAAUAUAAACAAGAAAUAUCAUACUUUUAUCCAUCAAUAUCACAACUGAAAAACUAGAUAUUCAAAAUCUCCUUAUGAUAUUAUAGAUAACCUUAUAAACUUGUUACACAAUUAAAAUCAGUAGGUUAUAAUAUAUGUCAAGAAAUUCAAAUUUAGGGUUUUUUUAAUGGAUUUA